GUCGAUAUAUGCCACCGAUGUAUCAAAAAAUAUCGAUGUACAUUUCGUCGAUGUAUUUUUGCCACUGACAAUUCUAUAUUGGAAUCCAUUUAAAUCCGACACAGGGUGACACUCAUGCCGAUGUGCUAGGGAAUUUCCGUAAAUCCCCACCCUGCUUUGGUAUAACCAACAAAUAGUGGGUUCAAAUUCCUAAACCUCUAGAGGCUUCCUCUUCCGGUUGCUAUAAACAAAAUAAUAAACACUUAAAAAUAAAGUCAAAUCAGACAGACAAGUCAGGAACAAAAAAAAAUUCUAAUCUCGAAAUCAUGGAGGAAGUCGAUGUCGCAACAGUCGAUCAAUACCAGACGCUUGUUCGCUAUAACAACCCGGUGCUGGUAGUAAAACAUCCAGACAAAAAAGGCGUGCCGACAGAAAUAGAAUUGAAGAGACCUCUAACCGCUGGCGCUUUGUUGGAUACUAAGCGCGAAACUGAGGAGAUACUGAAUUCCAUAUUACCGCCACGAUGUUGGGAGGAAGAUGGGCAAUUGUGGCAACAAACGGUUUCAAGUACACCAGCCACGCGACAGGAUGUCAUCAAUCUACAAGAGAUGCUCGAUACUCGUUUGCAGCAGACUCAGGCGCGAGAGACAGGUAUCUGCCCCAUACGUCGAGAGUUAUAUACACAGUGCUUUGAUGAAAUAAUUCGUCAAGUCACCAUUAAUUGCUCGGAGCGUGGUCUGCUGCUGCUACGCAUACGGGAUGAAAUCGCCAUGUCUAUGGAAGCAUAUGAAACACUCUACUGCAGCUCGGUAGCGUUUGGUAUGCGCAAAGCGUUACAAGCGCACGAGGAAAAAGAAAUGCUGCGCGAUCGUGUCAAAACAUUGGAAACUGAAAAGGAAUCGCUUGAAGAAAUUAUCGGCGAUAUGAAAAUCAAACAAGAACAAGCUGAACGUCGCAAUGCAGAAUUACGUACAUCCGAAGAGAAGAAAUAUGCAGAAGAGGUCGCCUUCCUCAAGAAGACCAAUACACAACUCAAGGCUCAGCUGGAAGGCAUUACAGCUCCCAAGAAGUGAGAUGUUGAAUAAUGCUUUUUUUAUACUCGUGCAAUAUGAAAAAGGAAUUGUGUGCAAUCUAUAUAAUUUUGUAUCUAAUAAAAUGUUUAUGUAUUUUCCCAGCUUAGUAUGUCGUACUUAAAAAUUGAAACUUUAUUAAUCAGCAGUAGGUGCUUCGAUAGCAGAAUUUUCU
Molecule: messenger RNA, 1224 nt
Organism: Rhagoletis pomonella (apple maggot)
Lineage: Eukaryota; Metazoa; Arthropoda; Insecta; Diptera; Tephritidae
Gene: Dnali1
Product: putative inner dynein arm light chain, axonemal
Exons: 5
Coding region: 306-1052 (248 amino acids)
Cellular component (GO): filopodium; axoneme
Molecular function (GO): dynein heavy chain binding
Source: RefSeq, a predicted model, not a curated record